AUGAUUGUUCCAGUUAGAUGCUUUUCCUGUGGUAAGGUUGUCGGUGACAAAUGGGAAGCUUACUUGAAUAUGUUACAAGAAGAUGAGUUAGAUGAAGGUACUGCUUUGUCUAGAUUGGGUUUGAAAAGAUACUGCUGUAGAAGAAUGAUUUUAACCCAUGUUGAUUUGAUUGAAAAGUUUUUGAGAUAUAACCCUCUAGAAAAGAGAGAUUAA
Messenger RNA from Henningerozyma blattae CBS 6284, 213 nucleotides. RefSeq names its product DNA-directed RNA polymerase core subunit RPB10 (gene RPB10). The transcript has a single exon. Gene Ontology annotation, biological process: transcription by RNA polymerase I; transcription by RNA polymerase II; tRNA transcription by RNA polymerase III. Gene Ontology annotation, cellular component: RNA polymerase II, core complex; RNA polymerase III complex; RNA polymerase I complex. The record is from RefSeq and is a predicted model, not a curated record. NCBI's taxonomy places the organism in Eukaryota, Fungi, Ascomycota, Saccharomycetes, Saccharomycetales, Saccharomycetaceae. Bases 1 to 213 code for a protein of 70 amino acids. Gene Ontology annotation, molecular function: zinc ion binding; DNA binding; DNA-directed RNA polymerase activity.